GCUGUGACGUCACAGAGCCGUCACCAGUGUGAUGGAAACAUGGCGGCCUCCUGCUCCAUGGAGCUGCGGUGCUGGGGAGCAGGCUGGGGUCUGCCUUCUGUUCACACCGAGUCUCUCGUAGUUCUGGCAUACGCCAAGUUUUCUGGAGCAAAAGUCACAGUUUCUCCUAUUGACUGGACAUGGAAAACUAUAACAGCAAGUGUUCCAGUGUUGGUUUGUGGAGACUCUGUAGUUCAAGAACCUACGCCGAUUCUCACCUUUAUGAGGAAACAGAGAUUCAAUGCAGACUAUGAGCUGACAGCAAGACAAGGAGCAGACACGAUGGCUUAUAUCGCACUGAUUGAAGAGAAACUGCGACCAGCUCUGCUGCACACGUUCUGGGUAGAUGCAGAAAACUACACCAAUCUGACACGGCCGUGGUUUGCGUCACGCUCACCAUUCCCGCUCAACUUUUUUGUCCCGAGUUGCUAUGCCAACACCGCGCUCUCCCACAUCCUUCUAACCAAAGGAGAGGCCCCGGUACACAGAAUCUCAGAGGUGGAGGGAAAGAUUUACAGCGACGCUAAAGAAUGCCUGAAUCUACUUUCCUACAGACUCGGAGCAGCAAACUUCUUUUUUGGCAACUCGCCAACCAGUCUGGAUGCCUUCGUGUUUGGUUUUGUGGCCCCGCUCCACAAAGCCAGCCUUCCCAGCAGCCCUUUGCAGAGCCACCUCAGACAGCUGGAUAACCUGACGCGCUUCUGUGACAACAUCCUCACGGUCUACUUCAGCUCAGACCACCCCAGUCCUUCUCCAGCUUUUCAGGAAACAAUGGAUGCCAAUCUCCAGAAACUAACACAACUUGUAAACAAAGAGUCCAACUUGAUAGAAAAGGUGCCCCUGCUUUCCUUUUCUGUUCUUUUGCAUGGGUUCAUGGUUGGUUUCAGCAGAUGGAUGACAAUCUUCGCAGCAGCCCACAGCACAAACCCCACAAACCAGAAACCAAACCCAGUCUGUCCAGUGCAAAGAACUCCAGCCCUGCCUAACAACCCUGAUCAUUUCUGUAUAUGACAGGUGUUGCAUCUGACUCAGUAUUCUCGCUUCAAAGGGGGAAAAAAAACAAAAAUAAAUUAAGCUGGACUCUGUGCGUCAGAUGGAAAAUAACUUAAUAAUGAAUGGGAGUAUGAUCAUGAUCAUGAAUGACAAGAAACUAUUUUGCAGUAAUGAUGAUAGAUUUCAAAGAUGUUCAUGUUCAAGGGAAUAAAAAAAGUGCAUGUGUAAUGUUUUUCUUUAAAAAAGGAUAGGGCAUGUGUGGUGAGAGGAUAGAAUGCUAUGAAGUGGUGUUGAAACGAGGCGCAGAAAGUUGAAAGGAAUGGCAAAGGAGUCCAGCAGGGAAAAUAAGUGGCACAGUUGAACCUCUGACUGGGCAGCUUGGCUUCUUUUUUCUCUCCUUUUAACCAUUUACUGCUGUUAUUUUGUUUAAGAGAUAUAUGUUUUCUUUUUGUAUCAAGAGCACUACAGUUGAUCCAUCAUCCUGAGUAAACAGUUAAGCUAAGAGAUCUGGGGUUCAGUGGUGAAAAUAGCUAUAUUUAGAUUGUUUUCUCUAUUUCACAACUGAGGAUCUCACCGUUAGACUGCAAGAAGACUAUUUGAUAUUGACGGUAAAGUAUUCUGUUAUUUGCAUCAGUGUGAUGAAUUUAACACGCUCAUACUUUCCGUGGCCUCCACUAGUGUGAAUAGCUUGUAUAUUUGUAAAUAUAUUAGUCAACAUUAAAAGUGGAUCCAAAACACACUGACAAAAUAUGCAAGAAUUUUGAACAAUAUCUGUUCUUGUCUAAGGAAUUAUGACUUUGAUGAAAUGUUUUGAUCCAAUUCAAAUGUUGACAAUUAUAGUUUGAAACAAUAUAAAGAAUUAUAUUUACAUGUGAUUUCCUCCAAAUAGGGCUGAUCAGCGUACUCCAGAUCUUUGAUAAACCCGCUGAGGUAAAGAAAGGGCCUUGCACUUUGUAUCACAUUGUUUAUCCAGCAAACCUGGGACUGAUUUGUGUGAGAGAUUUGUCCUCUGGACUAAGGUAAACCUGUGUGUCUUUAAUUAUUUAUUGUUUGCAAUAUUUUGCAACAAUAAUCCAGUGACUUUUUUUUUUUUGAUCCUCUGAUUUUGAGCAGCUAUUUUUGCACAUUUAUUUAAUUUGGCUUUUUCUGCCACUUUCCAUAUAAUUUGCUGUGCCUUUUGUCGUUCACUUUGUUUAAACUGAAAUGUCAUUUGGGACCCACUCAUUAACUGCCUUUUUGUUUGUCAUUUCCUCAUCUGUAUCCUUGUGGCGCAUGGACUAAUAAGCUCAGUUGACUUCAUGUGACUAGUUUUCUGUGAUGAAUGCCCCCCCCCACACCCCCCCCGCAUCUCAGUCUCAAUUAAAAUGUAGACAUAGAAGUUCCAGUAACUCACUUUAUGGAUACAUUCCCCUCAAAGCACCAUCUUCUGAAAAUGCUUUUGCUGCCAGUCACGACAUGAUGGACAACACAUGGGUGCAGUGUGCCUUCACAACUGCUGGUGUCUUUGUUUUUGUGUCGAAAUGUUGUGUCCUUCAUACUUUUUAUACAUAUGUCAUAAUUUAUGUUUCUCAUCUGUUAUUUUUUCAAAAUAUGUUGACAGUCGGUAACAACUGUCUUCCCCUUAUUAAACUAAAAUGAUAAUACAACAGAAUCUGUUUUAUUGCCCAGAUUUUUCUCAGCAAAAUAAACCUCUG
Molecule: messenger RNA, 2726 nt
Organism: Cololabis saira (Pacific saury)
Lineage: Eukaryota; Metazoa; Chordata; Actinopteri; Beloniformes; Belonidae
Gene: mtx3
Product: metaxin 3
Exons: 9
Coding region: 40-1050 (336 amino acids)
Biological process (GO): mitochondrion organization
Cellular component (GO): SAM complex
Source: RefSeq, a predicted model, not a curated record